Molecule: messenger RNA, 2399 nt
Organism: Topomyia yanbarensis
Lineage: Eukaryota; Metazoa; Arthropoda; Insecta; Diptera; Culicidae
Product: mucin-2-like
Exons: 1
Coding region: 128-2326 (732 amino acids)
Source: RefSeq, a predicted model, not a curated record
UUCGACGAAAAAGGUGUGAUUUUAAUUGAUUCAGCACUGUUGUCUGUUGGUGGACCAUUCAAUCAGUGAAAGUGAUGAGAGUGGUAAUUGAGUGCAGCUAAAGCUAAGAAAUCUUUUCAUAGAAACAAUGAACUGUUACCGCUUGCAGGUUUCAAACUUGAGAUGGUUAGUGCUACUGGUGGUAGUAGUGAACGGUGCUGACAUUCUCGGACCGGACGGAUAUGAAAUUUCGAAACCAUCAAUCCCAUUCUGUGAAAGUGGAGGAUCACAGUGUACUAUUCAGUCUACCACUGAAAUCGCAGUAGAUGGUGCCACAUGUACCGGUGGUGAAGGAAAAUGGCCGCAUUGUAAACCAUCGACGCCAAGUGCUGUUCCAACCGCCACAUCAGAAUCGAGUUGUUCGAACGGUGGCUCUGGACCAAAUUGUGAAUUUCCCAACCUGCUGGUCAGUUGCUCCAAUGGAGGAGUUCCUCCGUUUUGUUGUGAUAAUGGAGGUGUGGGACCAGAUUGUGAAGUUCUUGGUGAGCAACAUUCUCCACAGAUAAGUUGUGCAAAUGGGCAAAUCCCACCGUUCUGUUGCGAAAACGGAGGAAUCGGACCGGACUGUAAUAUUCUAUUACCAUUCGAAUGUGAUAAUGGUGGAACUGGGCCUGAUUGUACGAUCGUUGUGUCAUCUCCACAAACCCCAGCAUCGUUUGUUCCUUCGUCUCAGUCGCCUCAAACAUGUACCAAUGGUGGAGUUCCACCUUCUUGUGAACAUCCAAAACCUCCUUUCUGUUCCAACGGAGGAGUGCCGCCGUAUUGUUGUGCAAAUGGUGGCUUCAAUGCUGAUUGUAUUAUUCCGGGACCUCCAACUGGUUGCCCUAAUGGAGGAGUAUUACCGUACUGCUGCACGAAUGGUGGAUUAGGUCCGAAUUGCUUCAUAAUUGAACAAGCGAUAGAAAUUGCACAACCGGUUGAGAUUACGUACUACCCAUCGCUUUGCCCCAACGGUGGAAUAGGAUUGAACUGUGAAGUUCCUUCAUCUAUGCCACUGUGUCCAUUCGGCGGCAAACCUCCCUAUUGUUGCACAAAUGGUGCAGACGGACCAGACUGUGAAUUUACUGGUACUAACACCGCGUGUCCAAAUGGAGGCUUGCCACCGUACUGCUGUACGAACGGAGGAUCUGGUCCCGGAUGCUCAGUUCAUUCAGGUGGUACGGGUACAGCAGUAGGGACAUCUUCCUGCCCAAAUGGAGGAGAGCCUCCGUAUUGUUGUACAAAUGGAGGAUUUGGUCUAGAGUGUUCAGUUAUUACUGAUAACUUAAUCGUUCCGGAAGAACAUACAUCCUGUUCAAAUGGAGGCUCGCCUCCGUAUUGCUGUACAAAUGGGGGCUAUGGGCCGGGUUGUGUAGUAUAUGAAACUGAUAAAAUCUCUACAACAGUACAACCAUCUUGUGCGAAUGGAGGACAAUUACCACACUGCUGUGCUGAUGGCAGUUCUGGACCAGAGUGUGAUCACUUUAGUACUUUUAAACCGACUACUACAACCCGUCGGACAACAACAACAACAACCACUAGAAAGCCAACAACAACCACCCGCAGAACCACGAUUACGACUCGAAAACCUACAACAACUACGCGGGCAACAACCACAACCACCAGGCGACCCGUAACAACCACCCGUAGAACGUCGAUUACAACACCAAAAUAUACAACCACCACCCCUAAGCCAUAUACCACUACAAAACGACUAAUAACCACAACUCGUCGAACAACUCCAAAACCUACGUACACUACGCAUAGACCAACGACAACCUCGAGCCGAUUCACGCAAACCACUACAACUCGCAAACCCACAACAAGUUCACGCAAAACAACAAUAACAACUCAACGAGCCACGACACGGAAAACAAUUCCCACAACGCGGAAGCCUGCUACAAUCACACAUCGGCCGGUAACGACAACUUCUCGCAGAACAACAGUAUUCACUACCGCCCGUCCCACGACACGUCCAACCACGAGAAAACCGGCUUGUCCUUACGGUGGCAUUCCACCGCACUGUUGCACCAACGGUGGCCAGGGACCAAGCUGCAUUGUCACGACCACGAAACCGAGAACAACAACUCGUAGAAUUACGACAACAACGAGAAAACCUUACCCUUCUACCCCCAGGCCUAGCUGUCCAGCAGGUGGCAUUCCACCGCACUGUUGCACCAAUGGAGGCCAAGGAGCGAACUGUGAUAUUCGGCAACCGGCGACGUAUCUACCGCCGAUCAGUAAUGGCAACUCGCAGCAGCAGCGUGGCUAUCGGUACCAUGCCGGUGAUACUUCGUAUAUAUUUUAGAUUUUAGUGUUAGUCUUUACUAGUUCAAUGUUUGAGUGAAGCAAAUACAAUAUUUCGUUCUUUUUUAUAUGAA